CUAAUGUGACAGGGCAGGCACUUUUUUAUAUCAAGCAAUUUUUACUUAGGAAGUAGAACUUUUGGUUGUACAAAAUGUAAAACAAUUUGCUGAUCAUUUUUCAAUUAAGCAAGCGAUUUCUUUCAUUUAAAAUUAAAAUAUUAUUUACUGGAGACAUUGAUGUUGUUGAUGCUCCUGAACUUUUCUGAAGACUUCAAAUAUAACUGUUCUUGAGCAGGUAUUAAUCAUCAUUAGGAUGGAUUCUGACUGUGUAAGAACUACGCUUGUGAAGAGCCUCGCCAACAUGGAAGACUUAAAACCUGCCACAGUUUCUCCUGAAGAAGGUGCCACUUUGACGUGCCAAAGAGUUUUAGACUGUCUGGAAAAAUACUCCUGUUUGGUAGUCUACAGCCAUCACGUUGGAACAGAUUUUCCUUGGGUUCAGUUCUCUUUAGUGGUAGAGUAUGAUUACUUGGAGAACUCGAGUUGGGGUGAACUCUGCAAGCAACAGAAUGUAAAUCAUAUCAUCUUUCAAACCCUAGUAUCUAAAGAUCCAGAAGCAGGAAAUAUAUUUGCCAUUCAUUCUAAGUUCCCAUUGAUGGAACUUCAGAUUCCAUAUACGUUCCUGAUGUCUGAUGGCUUGUUGAACUUUCCAUCCAUGCUCCAAAUUCUAGAAUCAAGAUACAGUAUAACUCUUUUGGAGAGAACCAGUAAUGACGCAUUACGCUUACUUGGAGGAACAGAUCACUAUGCUGUUAUAACAGUGGAUGAAUGCACAGCUAUAAUAUUGCAAGAUAUUGAAGAGUUGACAACUGAAAAAGCAUCAGAUUUUAUUAUUCAAAGACUGACAACACUGACACUGCAGUACAGCUGUUGCUGGCUCGUUUUCUACCCCAAAAAAAAUCUAAACUCACAAUACUGUUUCAAUGCAAAGGUUUUUCACAAUCUGACCUUGAUCUAUGCAGCAUUAGUGCUAUUCAUGCUGAAAUCUGAGGAAACUGAAGUGAAGGUGGUCAUUGCACCAGGAAUCACAGAAACAACCCAGGUGGUUCGCCAUAUAGCAGACUUCACUUUGAUUUCAAGCAACCGAGAUCCAUUCACCUGGCUUGACAGAUCAUGGCUUUCCACUGGUCCAACUGAGGAUGAGAAGCAGCUACUUAAUUUCCCUAGUUUAAACUCACUUGUGGCACAAUUAAUGUUGAGAAGAAUUCCAUCCAUGUCGAGGCUGUUGUCAGCAUCUUUAAAUGAAUUGCAGGAAGUCCUUCCUGAGGUGCCAGGAAAAGUACUGAAGCUUUUCAGUGAGAUUACCGCAUUACACCAGCUUAGUUCAUCCCAGGACUCAAGAAAAUUACAAGAAUUGCCUUCUGAACAAAAUAUGUUAAGCUUUCCCUCUUCCACAUCUGAAAUAGCUGGACAUCAUAUCUACUCGGACAAUGAAAUGGUGAGGAAUAUCCACUCUACCAAAGACAGACCUAAUGAAUCAGGUCUGAAAAUGACUAAUAUUCAUGGGGCAAGGAAUCGGUGGGAAUCUGAUAGCAUUUCCUUGGAUAUGCAACCUCAGAACUUCAAGCCAGAUUUCAAAGUAAGGACAGCUGCCCUCUCACCUUGCUACCAGUUGAAUAAUUGCAAGCAGUCAGUAAGGAGGGGAAUGGCAGUGAACCUAAUGAAUGACGAAGAUGGUCCACAUCAUAGUUUUGAAAGUUUUUGGGUUAUAAUAACGAAAUAAAAUAUUUGGACAGCACAGUCUCAGGGAACAGUUUUCCAUUUGCAAGUUCUCACCUGUCUGGUGCACUGAACAAUAAACUAUUUGAUCCACCGAAUUACUCAGUAUCAAAGAACAGCUCCGAUCUUAGGGAUAUUGACACUUACAUUGAAAAGACUGAAGUGUCUCCAGUGGAUCAGUUUAACACGGGUGGCCACACACAGACAACAGAAAACAUGUUUGAGAAAAGACGAAAAUAUGGAACCGAUGAAAAAGCAUGCAGUAAUUCACAGUACGGCUUAUUUCCUGAGCAAACUAUGGGUUUUCUUCACCAUGGGUUGAGUGGGGAGUCUAAUAACCUUGUAACAGUGCAGAAUAAAUUGAUCGAGACAUAUCAUCCAAUGAACUCUAAUCAAGUUUUCCAAUUAUUACCUGGAAAACAAUUGGAUAACUCAUCUUACAGAUUUGAUGAAUCUUUUUGUCGCCAGAACAGAGCUGAAGAGAGAGUUGUUAGACCUAAAUUUACUGAUUACAACUUGCUUAGCAAUGAGCGUACACAGGUUGACAACCCUCACAUUUAUAAUGGUAUUUAUUUUAACCGUAAAACUGACUUCUGCAAUGACCCCGUGGAUCAGCAGGCCUUCAAUCAAGGAUCUAUUGGAAGAAAAGAACGGAAAAGACAGCACACAGCUACAGACAUGAAUGAAUGGACAAGGUCUCCUUCAAAAAGUAUUGAGGAAUCCUUUUCAGAUACUGAAGCAUUUUAUAGACACUCAACAAGCUCACCAGAACGUAAAUACAGAAUUUUACCUGAAAUGAAGAAAAGAAAACUCACAUACGAAAAGGUCCCGGGAAGAAUUGAUGGGCAGACACGACUCAUAUUCUUUUAAAGCAAUUUUGGAGAGAACUUCAAUUUUUAUUCAAGAUUCAUUUUAACUUAAUGUUAAUGCAAUUUAAAGUUGAGAUUUAACCAAUAUACUGUAUUCUAAUAGGUUACCAGUUAAAAUAUUAGAUUAUCUUUGAAAGGUAUGUUGAACCUUUUCAUGACGCAUUCCAUUUUUCUGUCAUCAUAUUGAACUUUAAGUUUUGCAUGUAAUGUAAAUGUAAGUAAAUAAGUUAUGAAAUUAUAAUUCUGCAUGGUUGUUUGGAGAUACUUAUGCCUUUGUAACUACCAGGAGUGUCAUUAUAGAAACUUUGAAAUAUCUAUCACAAUGCAAUGCAAAUUUCUUUCAGCCUUUUAGCGCUGAAAAUUUCCAUUCAAAUCAUUUCCUUCUUUACUUAGUUUCUUUUCUUUGCAUGAAUAGAAUAUUCUGCCGAGUUAGAAUGAGAGAGUUAUAACAUAUUUCUAAAUCUGAUUUCACUUAACAAUCAUUAUAAUCAGAGGGACACCAAUGAUUUGUUGUCGUUUACAUCCCCAGCAUUCCAUGGACUAUCCAUCGUUAUUCUUCCAUUCAGGCCUUAAACAGUACAGCCCCAUAUCUCCACUUUGGGCAAUAUGAUCAAAGGGACUGUUUGUAAAUUACUUGCACGUUUCACGAAGAAUCCCUAUCACUUUUGUGACUUCCACAUGUCACGUUAAUUUGCCAUUACAUCAAAAGAGCUUAAUUUUGCUAGGAACCUGACCCAGAUAGUUUUGUUAUAAUGGAUAAAAUAUGAUAUUUAAAAAAAAUCUUAACCAGAAGGAAUUGCGUUCAAUCUCAGCAGAUUAGGCACAUCCUGAAGAAGGUAUGGUUAAACUUUCAGGUGAAUUACUUUUCAUUGGAACUUGACAAAUUGGCAAAACCUGAAACAUUAAGUUACAGCAUUUGACUGAUAUCAGGACUGUAAAGAUGUGCAAUGCCGAGACUCCCGGUGAGUUAUUGAUGCAUUUUAACAUCUGGAAAAUCAAAUUGCAAGAAACACAAGCACACUAUCCUGCUGCGUCUAUGAUCCAAACUCAAAACCAGACCAGAAUGAUCCCAGUUCCUUUUACUGCCAGGGGAGUGUCUGCCCCCUAAUUAUAUAGACAACUUCACUGUAACCAUCAUCCACAUUUACUUAGUAUCACUCAGUGUGGAUUCAGACCCAACAUCAGAAAAGAUCCAACCUUACUAGAAGUGGGGCCAGUGAAUCUUAGAGCCUUGUAUCUUUGACAUUUAAGCCCUGUAUCUUUUUGGGUAAUAGUUUAGUGCAAUACUGAGGCUGGCUACAUAAUUGGCAUCGUCAUUCAUAGCAUGGAGAGAACUUAGCUGCAUGUUCUGGUGGUUCAGUACAGUCCUCAAGGCACCAUUUGUGAAUCAACAGGGUUCUGGAGCCCAAUUCCUCUUUAAACUGCCAGAGGUUGAACUAGCCCUUCAUUUCACCGCUGCAAAAUGUAACUUAAGUAACGCCAUUAAAAUUCUUGCGGUUUACAUGAAUGAGUUGACCAUUCAGGUGAGGUCAGGAAUAAAUACUGAAGAAAUGAAAGCAGCAACAUAGUUUUAUGAUGCAAUGCAGCCAAAUAUCUUUCACAUUUGACAAAUCUGCAUGUUCUGCAGGAUAAUUAAAAAUACUGUUUAAAAAAAUGAUUGAGAAAAUAUUAACCAUGCUGAAUGCAAAUGUUUUUGGAUCAGAUGCAAAAUAGUUAUCGUAGCUGUGAUCUAACGAUCUAAUGAUUGGCUCCUUUUAUUUAUUGUUAAAAAAUGUCCUUGUGCAGCAUGACUCAUUAAAGGAAGUGAGUGUGGUUUCAGGGGUGUUAAAUUAAAACUCCUGACUGUACACAACUUAGUGUGAGCUUCUUUUUGUGAAGUAAAAUCUGUGCCAUUUACAUCUAUUGAAUCAAUAUUAAUAGUUAAUGUGUAGGAAUAAUAAUAAUAUUAAUAACUUAAAUGCUGAAAGACUCAUCCAUGCCUUCAUCUCCUCCUGACUGGACUAUUGCAACUCACUUCUCCUUGGCAUCAGCUCCACCUACAUCAACCGACUCCAACUGGUCCAGAACGCAGCCGCCCGACUCAUCACCCACACCAAAUCCUGGCAUCACAUCACUCCAGUCCUCAAACAACUUCACUGGCUUCCCAUCUCCCACCGGAUCACCUACAAAAUCCUGGUCCUCACCUACAAAGCCCUCCACCAUCUGGCCCCCCCAUAUCUCACUGACCUCCUCUCCCCCUACCAACCCUCACGGUCCCUCAGAUCCACAUCAGCCAGUCUCCUCUCCAUCCACAAGUCCAACCUCAGCAGUUUAGGGGACAGAGCC
Molecule: messenger RNA, 4895 nt
Organism: Leucoraja erinaceus (little skate)
Lineage: Eukaryota; Metazoa; Chordata; Chondrichthyes; Rajiformes; Rajidae
Product: protein shortage in chiasmata 1 ortholog
Exons: 11
Coding region: 236-1705 (489 amino acids)
Biological process (GO): resolution of meiotic recombination intermediates
Cellular component (GO): condensed nuclear chromosome
Molecular function (GO): ATP hydrolysis activity; single-stranded DNA binding
Source: RefSeq, a predicted model, not a curated record